GGAGACUGAGAAGAUUGACUGUUUAGACUCUAUUAAGAUCGAUGUUUUUCCUCAAGAAAUGGCUGUGCUUUGGUUUGCUGGCAAGACCGAAGACAAGGACUUGCAAAAAGAGACUACAGUUCAUAAUUCCACUGAGGACCAGGUGAAGGUUCAAGUUCUGGAACUCAAAUCUGAAAAAGAAGUGCUCCUAGAAGAUGUGAAGCCAGAAGAGAGGAAAUAUCCAAGUUCUGGUGGUGAACAGUUGGAGUCUUACUGUUGUCUUGCUAAAUGGUUUCAAACUUUAGAAUCUGGAAAUGGCUCGUUGUGCAUGUGCCAGAUAAAAGCAGAGUCGAGGGAGAAGGAGAUUAAAAUUGAGACCCACAGCACAAGUUUAGAGGUGCGGGAUGAAAAAGACAGUCCAGGUGAUUCUGAACGGGUGGAAAUUAAUGCUGCUGCUCUGGAAAGAACAGAUGAUUCUGAAGCCACAGAUGAUUCUGAGGAUGAGUACCCAUUGCUGCAUGAUCCUACUACAGACAAGACAAAGAUUACGAAGGACAUAUCAAGUUCUGAAGAGGUCUCUAAGGCAGAGACUGAAAUUUCAGAGCAGAAAAGAAAUGAAUCGCCCACAAAAUGUGCAACAACCAUGACUCCUAUGAAUGAGAUUGAGCAAGUCACCCCAGCUCCUGAUUUGAAGACCAACACCGUAUGUCUUGCACUGUAUGGGUCGUCUUCUGAAAAAGGAAACCAACUAAAGCUAAUUAAAAGAUUCAAAGAGAAAUCAAGUUGUGAACCACCCCCAAAAACUCUUCAAGUUAUCGUAAGCUCUCACCAGAAGGUUAAAAACAACAGCAAGUCAAAGAAGCGCAAAUGUGUGGAAUCAGAAGUUGAAGAUGCUACUGACAGGAAAGAGCGCAUACAAAGAGCAUCCUUGCAAAAUCUGGUUCAGCGUAAAUCCUUGCCCUCACAUCUGGUUUCUGGACUCCGUAAAAAUAGACUUUCAUCUACCUCAUUCAGAAAACUGCUCAGUCAAAGUGCUAAUGUGCAAGGGCUAAUGCGAAAGAGACAGCAUAAGCAUACAACGCAACAAAUUUCAAUGAAUAAAUAUAUCAUUAGAGGGAAGACUGUGCCAUCCGAUUUAUUGCAUUCACCCGAUAAUGUGAAGAAAAGUAAAUAUGAGUUGGGGAACCCUGCUUUGAUGCCAUUGGAUGAGGGUCCUACUUUGGAGUUCAAAGUAUUGCCAGAGACUUUUAGCUUAGAAGACGGAACUGAACUUAAUGGCGCUCAAGCCGACACAUCACAGACUUUGCAAAAUGAGACGUCAGGCCCAGAAGAAAAAGCCAAAAGGAUGAAAACUAGCCAUUUGCCAACCCAAGGUGUCUGGAGUUUCAGUCCCUUGAAGAAAAAGUGCACUCAACCCACCGAGGACACUGAUGUCUCGGGGUCAUGUAGCCUCUUCCAAGAGUUCAAAAAGAAAUAUCAAGAAAAGAAGGACGUUGCCUCCAAGCAGAACUUGAAUACUAGUGAAAGAGCUUGAUUUUUUUUUUUUUCUUCUUCUAUUAAAGUGAAAGCAAAUGGGUUUAUUUUGUCAUGCGUUUACUUCCUGUGAAUGUUAAACCUAAACGGAUAUGAUAUGCAAGUGUUCAAAUACAUUUUUACUGUUUAAUUGAACUUAAUUAUUUGUAUUGUUAUAAAUGCAUCAUUUGCACAGUUCAUCCAGUUCAACAGCUGCUAGUCAUCCAGUAUUUGUGUACCAGUUUUAUGCAAUAACUACAAUUAAGAAACAUCUUUGUCAUGAAAGUGAUUUUUUUUUUGUAUAUUUUAGUGUUUCUAUUUGGAUUCCACUGGUUUGUAAAAAUGUGACAAUCUAUUUUUGUAUGAUUUUAUAAGAUUUUUUUAAAUAAAAUCUUCUGGUUUCAAAUACA
Carassius carassius (crucian carp) is the source of this 1901-nucleotide messenger RNA. RefSeq lists its product as uncharacterized. The record is from RefSeq and is a predicted model, not a curated record. The transcript is spliced from 3 exons. Lineage: Eukaryota; Metazoa; Chordata; Actinopteri; Cypriniformes; Cyprinidae. Bases 59 to 1513 code for a protein of 484 amino acids.